AUGGUUGACAAUCGAGUCUCCGUUAUGGAUGAGAGAAGCUUGAUCAUUGUUUCCAAUGGAAGCCAUCGACACUCACCCAGCAUGAACUACGUAGAUGGCAACUUUUCCUACGACAGGCCUCCUUGCGAAACGCUCAACCUCCUCCUCAUCAAAUUGGACGCCUCUUCAUUCAGCGUUGAAGUUGCUAAUGAAGCAACUGUUGCAGAACUCAAGCAGGCUAUGGAGGCGAUUUUCGCUCACUUGCCUCUGAAGGGCAAAAUAUUGUGGCCACUUGUUUGGCGGCAAUUUUGUUUAUCCUAUCAAGAACGAAAAUUAGUUACAGAAACGGAUUACCUUAGAGAUUAUGGAAUCAAGGAUGGUGACCAGCUUCAUUUUGUGCACCAUAUAUCUCACACUUGCAGUUGCCAGAGUAGGCAGUCAAAGAAACGAGGUUUCAAUUUGAAAAGACACAGGAGGCCAUCGUCUCACCAAGUGAAUAGAUAUCAACAGAAAGAACAUAACGAUGACGACGACAUUGGUUUGAAUGAUAUAGUCAUAGAGAAGGGGAAGAUCCAGAAUUCCAGUGCAGAGCACAAUCAAGGAGGAAAGAGCUGGCUAUCUGGCUUUUCGGAAGGACUAUUCUCACACAGCCGUCUGUUAGUUACGAUAAGAGCUAGAACUGAGGGCAUGAUUUGCUGCUCAACGAUGAUUCCAUCAGCCAGCCACUGCCACACAACCUCAGUAGCCAUGGCAAACAUGAUUAUGGCUUCCACUAAACCUUUGGUUCCAGUCUGCACUAAUUCUCGUUCCCCCACCACAUCCAAACUUCCCAUUCUCCAAAUUUCACUCCCCAAAGUCCCAAUCCUGAAACUGAAAUUCCCAAUUUCCAAGCCCCAGAUGCUGUCCCUCCUCGGGGGAAUAGCACCACUGGUCUUGGCCCGGCCCUCCCUCGCAGAAGAAAUGGAGAAAGCUGCACUCUUCGACUUCAACCUGACACUGCCAAUUAUAAUGGUGGAGUUUCUGCUGCUGAUGGUUGCUCUGGACAAGAUAUGGUUCACCCCACUAGGGAAAUUCAUGGACGAGAGGGACGCGGCUAUCAGGGAGAAGCUGAGCAGCGUGAAGGACACGUCGGAGGAGGUAAAGCAGUUGGAGGAGAAGGCGAAUGCCGUGAUGGCGGCUGCUCGGGCGGAGAUAGCGGCGGCGCUGAACGCGAUGAAGCUGGAGACGCAGGCUGAGGUGGAGCAGAAGAUUGCAGAGGGAAGGAAGAAAGUGGAGGCUGAGCUUCAGGAGGCUCUGGCUAACUUGGAGAGGCAAAAGGAAGAAACCAUCAAGGCCCUUGAUUCCCAGAUUGCAGAUCUUAGCCAGGAGAUUGUUAAAAAGGUUCUUCCUAUUGCUUAA
Messenger RNA from Sphenostylis stenocarpa, 1377 nucleotides. The record is from the annotation of a GenBank genome assembly. Lineage: Eukaryota; Viridiplantae; Streptophyta; Magnoliopsida; Fabales; Fabaceae.